ACCGGCGUCAGCGACGAGCCGCCUGCCGCCGCCGCCGUCAAGACUCAGGACAUUGAGAAGUCUGUGAAUGAGUUGGAGGCGUCUGCCUCGCAGCUCGCCGAAAGCCCUGAACGUGACAGUCUGCUGGUGGAUGUGACCGAUCUGCGACACCGCCUGACUGACCUUCGAGGUCACUACAGGCCACAACAGAUAAUGGACAAAAGCCAAAAGCGGCCGAGGCGUCGGUCGAAGAAGUCAUCUGGUGAGUCAUUGCAAGAGACACGCGUUGACGAGCGGGGAAACACUCAUCGCGUCGAACGUUCUACCAGCUCCGAGAUCGCCCAGUCGCUGGAUGAGACAGGCGCACCUGUGUUCGUCGAGCAGGUGCGCACGGAGGUGCGCAGCGACAGCAAACCGGUCGCUCGUCAGCCGCAGGUGAAGACGAGUGAGGAGCGCCUGCUGGAUGCCGAGGGGCGGCCGACUGUGGCGACCACCACUACCACCACCACCUACGAGGACACAGUGGACGCCGAGGGUCGGCCGGUGGUGGUGCGUCGCGUGACUGAACGCGUCUGCCGCCAGACAGACGGCCAGCCGCCGCAGGUGACCGAGUCGGAGAGGAGCGAGGCUCUGUCCCCCGACGAGUGGAGCCGGCAGCAGCUGGAGCCCGAGCUGCCCGAGCCCAGUGUACGGACCGAGGUGGAGGAGUACGAGGACGAGCUGGGCCGCCGUGUGGUCAUCACCACCACCGUGACCAGCACGUUCGAGCGACAAGAGAACGCUGACAACGAGGUGGUGAUCCUGGAGCGCGUGCAUCGUCGUCGUCAGAAGACCGUGUACUUAGACGGCCAGGUGGUGGAGGAGAGCGAGCUGGACUCGCCGCCUUCGGAGCCGCCCAGUGGGUCGGCGCCGGUGGUCGAGUAUGUCAGUGAGGAUUUCGAGCUGCCGGAGCCCAAGACGGAGACGCGAACGGAAGAGUACGAGGAUGCCGAAGGACGGCGGGUCGUUGUGACGACGACGAUUACGACAACGUACGAACAGACGGACGACGACGGGGGGAAUACUGUCAUUUUGGAAAAGGUUCAUCGGCGAGUGCAGAGAACGAUUUAUGUGGACGGAGAAGUGGUCUCAGAGCAGCUGGAGGAGCCAGACGCCGGACCAGAUGCAAAGGACUCGAAUGUUAUGUACGUCGAUGAAAACUUUCAGAUUCCUGAACCGUCCGAAACUACUAAUGUGCAAGAGUUCGUUGACGAAGAAGGCAGGCGCGUUGUUGUGCGAACUACCAUUAGGACCGCAUAUGAAGAGACUGAAGAUGAAGAUGGAAGUCCUGUAAUCCUUGAGAAGAUACAGAAAAGGGUGCAGAGAACAGUGUACGUUGAUGGUAAGAUUGUCGAAGAGACUAUUGAUGCCCCGGAUGAUGUAGAAGAGAACAUCGAAUUGCCUCCAUCAACUGAGAGGGAGGAGGUGGAGGAGCACGUCGAUGACCUUGGCAGGAGAGUUGUGAUACGAUCUGUUUAUACCACAACAUAUGAACAAGACAGGGAUGGAGAUGGAAAUGUGGUGAUAUUAGAGAAGGUCCAGAAAAGGGUAUUCCGUACCGUGUUCGUUGAUGGUAAAGAGAUUGUUGAAGAGAUUCGGGACCCUUCGAGGAAGAAAUCUGUUGAAUAUGUCCUUGAGAUCCCCGAGCCGAAAACCGAAGAACACGUCGAAUCUCGGGUCGAUGAGAACGGAAGAAGAGUUACGAUCAAGACCAUCACAAGAACGACGUACGAGGAGGGCAGAGAUGAUGAUGGGACCCCAGUUAUUCUAGAGAAAGCUCACACCACCAGAAUAACAUACAGGGACGGGGAAGAAGUCGUGGAGGAGACGUCCGCGGAGAACGCUGACCAGUUGACGUGGGACCCUGCACGUGACUUUGUGCUUCCGGAACCGCGUGUCACGGAGGAGGAGCGCGAGUACAUCGACGAACAAGGCCGAACGGUCGUCGAAAAAACCACCACUACUGUCACGUACGAAAAGAAGUGCGAGAGCGACGGAAGCAUCACGGUGCUCGAGAAUGUGUGCCGACGCGUUAUGCAUACGGUAUACGUGGACGGUCAGGUGGUUGAGGUCAUCAAAGAUCCCACACCGGAACCAGACGUAUCACGCAGGUCCCGAACUGACGUCGAAAGUCUUGUAGAAAAACAGCCGCCCACAACGGGUGCUCUCACGAAUACACUCCUGAUCCCGAAGCCGUCAGUUGUUGAAGACGUCGUGGAGCAUACCGAGCCGGAUGGUCGACGGGUUGUCACCAAAACCAUCAUAACGACUACGUAUGAUGCCAUGAUGACCGAGACAGAUGAUGUCGUAGUCUAUGAGAAAGUUCACCGUCGGAUCCUACGCACGGUGUACGAUGGAGACCAACUUGUGGAAGAAGUGGAGGAGCCGACGCCAGAACCGACGGUAACCAAGAAAACUGCGGAGGAAAUUCAUAAGCUCUCAAAGCAAAAUAUGCGUGUGGAUGCCGAACUACCGGAGCCCAAAACGGAAGAAGAGGUCCAGGAGAGCACGGAUGAUCAGGGAAGAAGAAUUGUGACCAAAACAGUGACGACAACGACGUACGAAAAGCAGACGGAUGAUGAAGGCGCCGUGGUGAUUCUGGAAAAAGUGCAGCGACGAGUCUACCGAACAAUUUAUAUUGGAGACCAAGUCAUCGAAGAAGUUGAUGAACCUGUCAGCACCUCUGCUGUGGACAUGCGCGAAGCACCUUUGAAAAAACUCGACAUUCAGGACACAAUGGAGCAGCCAAAGCUGGCGGCGGUUGCAACGGAAAAGGUGAGACUGCCCGAACCAUCGACUACAGAGGACGUUGUCGAACACACAGAGCCUGAUGGACGUCGGGUGGUCACGCGAACCGUCACCACGACCACGUACGAGACCGAAACGACUGAUUCAGGUGAUCUCGUGAUCUAUGAGAAAAUCCACCGUCGGAUCUUCCGGACAGUUUAUCUGGGAGACCAGGUGAUUGAAGAAGUUGAGGAGCCAACCACGGAGCCAACAAUGACAAAGAAAACAGCCAAAGACAUUGAAGAGCUCGUAGUGGACAUACAGCUACCCGAGCCCAAGACGGAGGAGCAUGUGACAGAGAGCGUGGAUGAGCAGGGGAGGCGAGUCGUGAUCAAAACGGUGACGACCACCACGUACGAGAAGCAAAGCGAUGAUGAGGGUAACAUUGUGAUUUUGGAAAAGGUGCAGCGGCGAGUUCAUCGGACAAUUUAUGCUGGGGACGAAGUCAUUGAGCAGAUUGAUGAACCGGACAGUACCAGCAGCACCAAUGCCGCAGAAGUCAAUGAGGCUCCCGUCAAGGUAAGUAGCCGGCCGGACACAAAGGAGAUGCCAAAAACGACAACGGCUGAGAAGGACGAGAUCCGUCUGCCCGAACCAUCGACUACAGAGGACGUUGUCGAACACACAGAGCCUGAUGGACGUCGGGUGGUCACGCGAACCGUCACCACGACCACGUACGAGACCGAAACGACUGAUUCAGGUGAUCUCGUGAUCUAUGAGAAAAUCCACCGUCGGAUCUUCCGGACAGUUUAUCUGGGAGACCAGGUGAUUGAAGAAGUUGAGGAGCCAACCACGGAGCCAACAAUGACACAGAAAACAGCCAAAGACAUUGAAGAGCUCAUAAUGGACAUACAGCUACCCGAGCCUAAGACGGAGGAGCAUGUGACAGAGAGCGUGGAUGAGCAGGGGAGGCGAGUCGUGAUCAAAACGGUGACGACGACCACUUACGAGGAGCAAAGCGAUGACGAGGGUAACAUUGUGAUUUUGGAAAAGGUGCAGCGGCGAGUUCAUCGGACAAUUUAUGCUGGGGACGAAGUCAUUGAGCAGAUUGAUGAACCGGACAGUACCAGCAGCACCAAUGCUGUAGAAGUCAGUGAGGCUCCCGUCAAGGUAAGUAGCCGGCCGGACACAAAGGAGAUGCCUAAAACGACAACGGCUAAGACGGACGAGAUCCGUCUGCCCGAACCAUCGACUGCAGAGGACGUUGUCGAACACACAGAGCCUGAUGGACGUCGGGUCGUCACGCGAACCGUCACCACGACCACGUACGAGACCGAAACGACUGAUUCAGGUGAUCUCGUGAUCUAUGAGAAAAUCCACCGUCGGAUCUUCCGGACAGUUUACCUCGGAGACCAGGUGAUUGAAGAAGUUGAGGAGCCAACCACAGAGCCAACAAUGACACAGAAAACAGCCAAAGACAUUGAAGAGCUCAUAAUGGACAUACAGCUACCCGAGCCUAAGACGGAGGAGCAUGUGACAGAGAGCGUGGAUGAGCAGGGGAGGCGAGUCGUGAUCAGAACGGUGACGACGACCACUUACGAGAAGCAAAGCGAUGACGAGGGUAACAUUGUGAUUUUGGAAAAGGUGCAGCGGCGAGUUCAUCGGACAAUUUAUGCUGGGGACGAAGUCAUUGAGCAGAUUGAUGAACCGGACAGUACCAGCAGCACCAAUGCUGUAGAAGUCAGUGAGGCUCCCGUCAAGGUAAGUAGCCGGCCGGACACAAAGGAGGUGCCAAAAACGACAGCUGCUGAGAAGGACGAGAUCCGUCUGCCCGAACCAUCGACUACAGAGGACGUUGUCGAACACACAGAGCCUGAUGGACGUCGGGUGGUCACGCGAACCGUCACCACGACCACGUACGAGACCGAAACGACUGAUUCAGGUGAUCUCGUGAUCUAUGAGAAAAUCCACCGUCGGAUCUUCCGGACAGUUUAUCUGGGAGACCAGGUGAUUGAAGAAGUUGAGGAGCCAACCACGGAGCCAACAAUGACACAGAAAACAGCCAAAGACAUUGAAGAGCUCAUAAUGGACAUACAGCUACCCGAGCCUAAGACGGAGGAGCAUGUGACAGAGAGUGUAGAUGAGCAGGGAAGGCGAGUCGUGAUCAAAACGGUGACGACGACCACUUACGAGAAGCAAAGCGAUGACGAGGGUAACAUUGUGAUUUUGGAAAAGGUGCAGCGGCGAGUUCAUCGGACAAUUUAUGCUGGGGACGAAGUCAUUGAGCAGAUUGAUGAACCGGACAGUACCAGCAGCACCAAUGCUGUAGAAGUCAGCGAGGCUCCCGUCAAGGUAAGUGGCCGGCCGGACACAAAGGAGAUGCCUAAAACGACAACGGCUAAGACGGACGAGAUCCGUUUGCCCGAACCGUCGACAGUGGAAGACGUUGUCGAACACACAGAGCCUGAUGGACGUCGGGUCGUCACGCGAACCGUCACCACGACUACGUACGAGACCGAAACGACUGAUUCGGGUGAUCUCGUGAUCUAUGAGAAAAUCCACCGUCGGAUCUUCCGGACAGUUUACCUCGGAGACCAGGUGAUUGAAGAAGUUGAGGAGCCAACCACGGAGCCAACAAUGACAAAGAAAACAGCCAAAGACAUUAAAGAACUCGUAUUGGACGUACAACUACCCGAGCCUAAGACGGAGGAGCAUGUGACAGAGAGCGUGGAUGAGCAGGGGAGGCGAGUCGUGAUCAAAACGGUGACGACCACCACGUACGAGAAGCAAAGCGAUGACGAGGGCAACAUUGUGAUUUUGGAAAAGGUACAACGGCGAGUUCAUCGGACAAUUUAUGUUGGGGAUAAGAUUGUCGAGGAGUUCGAGGAACCUUCGAAAGAUCCAUGCACCGUCCACACGUCCGCCACCGAGAUGUCAAAGCUGCAAAAGGCUGUUGGUGAUUCGGAGAAUGUUGUGCUACCGGAACCGACGAUCGAGGAAACGACCGAGGAAUUUACUGAAGAUGACGGCCGCCGUGUUGUUGUCCAUACGACCAUCACGACUACGUACGAUAAGGUGGAGGAGAAUGGGCAUAUUGUUAUUGUGGAGCGCGUUCAGAAACGUGUGCGGAAGACCAUCUAUGUUGAUGGUGAGCUGGUCGACGUCAUAGAGGAGGUGCAUGGAAGUGCGGAUGAAUCUUCGUCUGCGGAGGAUGCACCUGCCCUCAUUGAAUGGAAUGAUGAGUCGGAUACCACAGCUGACACUCUGCCGAGCGAACCAGCGACACCUGUGAAGGUUCCAACGCCGCUCUCGCCUGGCGAUUCGAAACGGGACUCCACGUCCCAUCCUGCUGUAUCUUUCGUCCCACCGGCCAACGCUAAUGAAGAGCCUUCUCAGAAGCUUCCGGAAGAAGAUCGUGUGAUCGUGCACAAACUAGAAGAGUUCAUUCGUUACAUGCCGGCCAUAUCUGGGAAACUAGUUGAAGAGCCACAAGUGGAUGAAGAUCUGUAUGAAACGAUUGAAAACGGUAGAAAGGUCACGUACAAGACGAUUACGAUCACUAUCAUAGAGGAGAGGCAAAACAAAGAAGGAAAGCCCUCUACAGUAAAGCGACUGGUAAAGCAUAUCAUCAAGACGUCGGAUGUUAAUGGUAAGCCAGUGGUAGAGGAGCGUUCGGAGCCUGAAGUUGUGGAAGAACUUACAAGGGAUGCCUCUGUUCCAAAGGACACGGAAGCCCUGGCUUUGCCCCGAGACCUACCUGGACAUGACGUUAGAACUCCCUUUAAGAGUCCCAUUGAUGAAUCCGUGGAGAUUGCUGAGGAAGCAUUUGAAGACCCGCCGUCAUCUACAGCGGAAUCAGUGGAGCUUGUCGUGCGCCCGGAGCAACAGAUCAGCGCCACCAAACAGGACAGUAAGCCAUUAAAGUCACGGCCGGAGAAGACAAAGCCACCGAAGAAGACGAAAAAGAAGCGUGACAAACUUCCUACAGAAACCCCCCAUCCGGAACAGGUGGAUAGGAAAAGUGCCCCGGGACUCCUGCAGGAGGCGGCAUGUAGCGUGACGCCCGAGCAGGACCAGCUAGGUGAUGCGGAGGCUCCUGUGAUAAAGCAGGCUGUAGUUGUUUCCGAGCCGUCAUUCGCUCCGAAAGCACAAUCCGAGGACGAGGUCAUUGCAGAUGCACUUCGCAGUGCUGAAGGUGAGGUAAGCGAACGGCCGACUGUGAGAACCGAGGUCGUGGAGUCCGUCGACCCUCAAGGCAGGCGGGUGGUGCUGAAACGCAUGUACAUCACUAUCGUUGAGGACAUAAUAGACGAGUUGGGCGUUGUUACCAAGAGAACGCGGGUCAUUCGGAAAGCGGUGAGAACCACGGUUGCUGCCGAUGGCACAGUGGCUGUGGACGUGGUCGAGGAGCCUGCGGAAGAAACUGGCAACAUACCGUUGUCAGUAGAAGAGCAUGGACAUGCAUCGAAGGAGCCUGCGGCUCCGUACCUGAAAGCGGAAGAUUACGUUGCAUCGCUCGCGGCCGAAAAGGAUUGGUAUGACAAAGCAUUGAUUGACGAUGCUGAAACCGUAUACCAUACAAAACACGGCCGGGCACAGGCUAGCAAACAACAGGACAAUUCCACUGCUCCCAUGCAGACCACCGCAAACAUCAAGCCCGUUCAGGCUGAACAGCUGGAGGACAACGUAGCAUCAAAGGUAGCAGUGCCUUCGAAGUCUCAGGCCCAUCUUCCCUGUGGACUGCCUUGGCUCAAUACUUUUGAGAUAAAUGAAGCUGAAAGAGUGCACCAUGAAAGGACAGUGUCGCAAUUAGCACCACAUCGUCCUCUCAUGGAAGCUGAGGGGAAAACUCAGCAUGUUGACACUUCCCCUGAUGUGCAUAGCGUCGAAAAAGAUACAAAGCUUUGUUCUGUUCCCAUCCUCCACGAAGAGGUCUCGCUCGACAUAUAUCCGCUCAGGGAUGCUGAACGCAAGUUCCAUGAAAGAAGGGUCGCACAGGAGACUAAAGCUCCUGAAAUGGCUGAAGUCCAUCCCGACCUUGGACAUGAAACAGAGGAACAUAAAGCGCCCAAAGAGGGCUCUAAAGACCCACCAGAAGUACAGCACGAACUGGGAGGUCACCGGGUCCUGGAAGCAGAUAUUCCCACCACUGAUCCCUCGCAAAAGCCUGCGUUUGAACCAAGCGAUGUCAGCCUUCUUUUGGAGGCUGAGAGGAGACCCGUCGAAGACAUCAGUAAUGUGAUGAAAAAGCGCUUUGAACAACCAGCGCUCAGCGUUGAGCCAAUCCCCAGAAAGGAGCCAACGGCUGUUGCCAUGGAAUUGCCACCUCAGUGGCCAGAAGCGGACACAAAAGCGAAACCGCAGCAGGCGGUUGGAGUGUACCAGACACUGUUUGACCAAAUGCGGCAUGAAACAACUCCAGAAGAGAAAUCGGCCAACGAUCUGCCCGAGCUCGACGACCUCCCUGCAGAGCAGCCACCUGAAAUUCCUCGAGAUAAGGUUGAGCAGCUGCAUGAGCUUCCUGAGCUGCGACCAGCCCCCAAGGACGAAGUGGAUCUGAACCUAGUACUUGGUCGCCUCAUUGAGGAGCCAGUGACACAGAUCCAGGGCAAUGCCAAGAAGAGGUCUGAGACUGACGUGGACCGGGAUGUGAUUGAGUGGCCACACCCAGACAAACGGCCCGAAACUACAGUUGAAGAGAUUCGCGUGGAUGCGUCGCCAAUUGAGAUGAUGGCUCAUCAGCUCGUAACGCCCAGCUCGGAGAGCGGCGGCUUGCCUCCACUGAGUGAACUUCUGCCGUCUGCCCGAAAGGAACCAUCUGGCUCGGUGGCAAGUACUGAGCAUGGUGAACCCAUGACUGGUACGGAGACAACAGGAUCGGCCGUAGAUGCCCAGACAGAUGAGCCAAGAGAGGUGGCACCGCAUGACGUGGAUGUCAAUGUGGAGAUCAUCGGGGAUACACCUGAUGUUAAGGAUCAAGCACCAGGUGUGCCGGAAGCGCCUAAAAAGCAAGGAUGGUUCUCGAAAAUCAGUAACUUCAUCACAGGUGACAACGAAGCCCCAAAAGACAAGGACGAUGCGUCUUCCAUGCCUGUAUCUGCUCCUAUUCAUUCUGAACCGGCUGUAAAGAAGCAAGAAGUCGCUGACGUAAGUCCCAGCGUCGAAAAACAUGCAAAAAUACCUUUGUCUGCUGACCCGGGACCGUGUGUAACGGAAGAGGAAGUGACCCAGACGUUGGAGGCCACCCCAGUGAUGGCUGUUGAAAAGAACUUAAGUGGUUCCCCUGAAGAAACCAAUGAUUCCGAUAUAAUUGAAAGUGCGUUGGCUGAGGUCACUGGAAUCAUGGUUGAGAAACCUAAAGUUGAGGCUUACAUAGAAGAAACUACAGACAGGCAUGGACGGAAGGUCAUUAUCCGACGUGUUUUUGUGACUGUUGUUGAAGAAGUUGUCGACGAAACUGGAAACAAGGUGACCAUUAGUCGUGUGAUCAAGAAGCAGAAGCGCUGUACGAAAUUGAAUGGACAAGAAAUUGUCGAGAUUUCCAACAUCCCGGAGUGCAAAGAAGAAGGAAUAGAACAGCAGCCUCAUGACGAGGUCCUGGAACAUGCUGUACAAGACACGAUGCUGCAGAAGAAGCCACACGCUACUAAUGAUCAAGUUCCGUCCGUCGCGACCGUCACUGAGCCUUUGACGAGCCUCAGUGAUGCCGAAACUAUAUCCACGCUUUUGCCGGCGUCUGGAAACCUUAUGGUUUCAGAACCUGUUGUCGAACGAGAUGUCACUGAGACUGUGGACCGCUUUGGUCGGAAAGUGACAGUUGUGAGAGUGUACAUCACGGUUUGGGAAGAGGUUAUUUCGGAAACUGGGGAAAAGAUCGUACAGAAACGGCGAGUAUCAAGCGCCCAGAAAGUUACGAAUCUUCCCAGUGGGCCCGUGGUAGAGAGGAUAGAUGAGCGGGAUCUUGGCGAGAUAGAAAAACUAGAUCCCAACUCAGGGACGGCCUCAGAUGCGAAGCCUGUGGAGAGACCUUUGAUGGGCCAGACGGACGAGCAGUUAGUUCAGUUGCUCCUUCCGAAAGAAGGCAAUUUUGUCGGAACACCUGAAGUUGAAAGAUUUGAGAAAGAGGUAGUGGAUGAAAAUGGCCAGAAGACGAAGGUUGUACGUAUCUACCUGACCAUUGUUGAGGAAAUUGUAACAGAGUCAGGCACCAAACAACUGGUGAGGAAACGGAUAUCCAAAACUCAGAAGAGCGUCGACAUGGAUGGGAAUGCUGUGACGGAAGACACUGAUGACCCAAUAGUCAUCGAAACAUUGAACGUGGAAGAAAGUACAGCGGGUGCGAAACCCGUGAAAAAGGAGGAGAUUAUGUCAGCAACGCCAGCAGUGGAGGAAGGGGAUAUUCCGAAGCUCACUGUGCAAGAACCUGAUGAGACGACAAAGGUUGCUGUUCGGGAGGCCUCGGAGCCAUCUGUGAAAACAGACAAGCAGCACAGAGAUAAGCCUUCGAAAAAACAUUCCAAAAAGCAGCCAAAGGCUCCGGAGGAGCCUUUGGAUCCUUAUUCAGCGUCUUUGGACCCCAAGAAAGUUGAGGAAGAGCUGCUGCAGCUGUUAAUGACUCCGUCUAAAGAGGAUAAGAAACGCAAGCCUCGCAAGCGAAGUCGUAGGAGGAACAACGAUGCCGCGAAAUCACAGGAGUUGUCCAACUCCUCGGAGGAAAGCCCGAAACCGCCGGAAUCAGCCCCGGCAUCCGUGUCCGACGGGCACGACCUCAUCGUUGAGGUAAAUGAUCCAGUGUAUGGACAUGCAGUUGUUGUUACUCACUUUGACGAAGUGGAAAAUGACAAAGAAUCCGAUCAUGAAACAUAUUUCAAAGACUCUUCAGUGCCUGUGUUGGAGUCUGCAGCCAUUGAGGAGAAAGCAGGACGCGUCGCAAAAGAAAAAGCACCGAAAGAAGAAGCGGGUGAAGCGGAAGGGUGA
Messenger RNA from Pollicipes pollicipes, 10722 nucleotides. Its product is annotated as titin. The record is from RefSeq and is a predicted model, not a curated record. Lineage: Eukaryota; Metazoa; Arthropoda; Thecostraca; Pollicipedomorpha; Pollicipedidae. The transcript is spliced from 3 exons. The annotation marks the transcript as partial.